AUGAGUGUUGGCAUGGAACCUCUGGCUGCAAAGUCCUGCUCACCCUCUGAGCCACUCCUGAAAGCUGGGCUUCCCCCUGAAGCCAGAGAGCAUCUUCAGAAGGUCUCAGCCAAAAUGAGCGAAGCUCCUUCCACCAGUUUUUCCAUGAUUUAUCCGACUUCUUCAGAAGGUCAAGGUCUUUCCCCUCGCCAUUUCAGCGUCACUCAACCUGUUGUAGCCAAAAAGAUCAGCUUCUACAAGAGCGGAGACCCGCAAUUUGGUGGAGUCAGGGUGGUGGUCAACCCUCGUUCCUUUAAGACAUUUGAUGCUUUGCUGGAUAACUUGUCAAGGAAGGUGCCGCUACCUUUCGGGGUGAGGAACAUCAGCACCCCUCGAGGAAGGCACAGCAUCACUAGUCUAGAGGAGCUGGAGGACGGCGAGUCGUACCUGUGUUCUCAUGGUAGGAAGGUGCAGCCGGUGGACCUGGACAAGGCCCGCCGGCGCCCGCGGCCCUGGCACAGCAGCCUGGCCCUCACCGCGCACGCGCACCGCUCCCCUGCCGCCGCCGCUCCCGGCAUGCUGCGCGCCCCGCGGAGGCUCGUGGUCUUCAGGAAUGGCGACCCGAAGAUAAGGCGCGUGGUCGUUCUGAACAAGAGGGUCACCCCGAGCUUCGAGGCCUUUCUGCAGCACCUGACAGAGGUCAUGAAGCACCCGGUUACCAAGCUGUACGCUACGGAUGGAAGGAAGGUUCCCAGUCUCCAGGCCGUGAUCCUGAGCUCUGGAGCUGUGGUGGCAGCAGGAAGGGAGCCAUUUAAACCAGGAGAUUAUGACGUCCAAAAGUACUUGCUUCCUGCUAGAUUACCGGGGAUCUCUCAUCGUGUGUACCCCAAGGGAAAUGUUAGGUCAGAAAUCAGAAGGAGUGGUAACUGGAAAGUUGCCAUAAUCACCAGUGACUUGCCAAAUGCAGGGACCAGCUCACAGAUUUAUAUUAUACUAUAUGGACACCAUAGAUGUUCAGCCCCCAUAUAUCUUUAUGGAACAGAUGGAGUUCGAUUUCAGAGUGGCCAUGAAGACAUCUUUACUAUCAUGGUUGGAGACAUUGGAACACUCUUUAAGAUUCGUAUUGGUCAUACCAACUCUGGACUCUCCCCUUCCUGGCACUGUAAAGAGAUACAAUUGUGGAACAUGAAUUCUAGAAGAGAGUUUUAUAUACCUGUUCAACGAUGGUUGGCACGAGAUCAAGAGGAUGGGGAAAUCUGUCGAGAAUUUCCUGUUUUAAACAAAGGACAACCCAUCCUGCCAGUGACAGUAUAUGAAGUGCACGUGGCAACGGGUGAGCUUUGGAAUGCUGGAACAGUAGCGAAUGUCUACAUGUCUGUCUAUGGGGAAAAGGGAGAUACAGGAUCCAGACAACUAUUUAGAUUGAAGAGCUCCUUCAGUUUUUUAAGAGGACAAACUGACACCUUCUCCCUGGAAGCUGUGCACCUUGGGGAUUUGUACAAGAUUGUCAUAGGCCAUGAUGGGCUCGGCCCAGGAAAUGGCUGGUUUCUUGAAGAUGUUGUAGUCAAGGAUCCCACGACGAACCAUGAAUAUGCCUUCCUCUGUCACAGAUGGCUGGAUCAAGGAGAAGAUGAUGGCAAAAUUGUCAGAGAACUGUAUGGCAGGGAUAAUAGUGUCAUCUUUGCAAGGCAGAAGCUAGAACUUCGUAGAAAAGAAACAUGGACUGCAGAAAACUGGAAGUUUAUGAAAGGAAAUACUCUUCAAUUCUACAACAGGCUUACUGGAGGAUUUGUCCGUCUACAUCCAGAUGGCACGGUUGAUGCAGUUGGAGAGAAGACAGACAAAUAUGGUAAAAUCUUUGGGCAAAGCAUGUGGUACUGUGGCAGGUUUGGGAGCUGGAGUAAGGUGGAUUUCUAG
This is a messenger RNA of Ceratotherium simum simum (southern white rhinoceros), 1896 nucleotides long. The record is from RefSeq and is a predicted model, not a curated record. NCBI's taxonomy places the organism in Eukaryota, Metazoa, Chordata, Mammalia, Perissodactyla, Rhinocerotidae.